Molecule: messenger RNA, 4323 nt
Organism: Leguminivora glycinivorella
Lineage: Eukaryota; Metazoa; Arthropoda; Insecta; Lepidoptera; Tortricidae
Product: ATP-binding cassette sub-family C member 4-like
Biological process (GO): transmembrane transport
Cellular component (GO): membrane
Molecular function (GO): ATP hydrolysis activity; ABC-type transporter activity; ATP binding
Source: RefSeq, a predicted model, not a curated record
UUAUGAAAUCUUUGAUUGGUUCUCAUGAUUCUUAACAAAUUUUUAACGUUAUGGCCAUUGAGACCAAGUGCCAUGACCACGUUGAUUAAGCCUACGAUAUCUAAUGACAGUAAUGAUAGCUAAUAGAUAAUAAAUAUAAUAAUGGACACAGGACCAAAACAGAGGCGCCAGAUAAAUCCACGUUAUACGGCGAACAUCUUUUCUAUUCUGACAUUUGGGUGGACAUUGGAGACGUUCAAACUAGGUUACAAUCGCGAUAUCGCCAGCAGUGAUUUAUAUGCACCUCUACCAGAACACCGGUCGGAUGUUUUAGGUGAUGCUCUGCAGAGGGCCUGGGAACAUGAAGUGCGCACGAGCUCCAAUCGCUCACGAGACUCGAAGCCUAGUUUAUGGAGGGCGUUGAUUAAAGUCUUCGGAGCCGAGUUCAUGCUCUAUGGACUGAUCCUCGCAGCCAUGGAGUUCAUCAUACGGCUGCAGCAACCACUGUUCUUGGGUCUAGUGCUCCGUUACUACAACCCAAUCCAAGAUUCCCACAACAACACGAACCGCUAUGUGUCGCGACUGUUCCACUACUACGAGGCGGCGGGCGCGGUGAGCUGGGGCGAGGCGGUGUUGUUCGCGCUGGGCGUGGUGCUCACCAGCGUGGUCAACGUGCUCGUGCAGCACCCCUUCAUGAUGGCCGCUAUGCACAUCGGCAUGAAGAUGAGAGUUGGCGUUUGCAGCUUGAUUUAUAGAAAGGCUCUGAGAGUGAGUCUGCAGACGAUGGCCGACAACGGCGCGGGGCUAGUGGUCAACCUGAUGGCAAACGACGUCAAUAGAUUCGACACGGGACCUUUAUUCGCACACUACCUAUGGAUCGGGCCCCUUGAGACCUUGAUCAUGACUAUGUUCUUGUAUCGAGAGCUGGGUAUGGCAGCCGUAUACGGAAUCCUUACAAUUGUAGCAGUAAUUCCAUUCCAAAUUUUUCUGGGAACACAAACGGCGUACUUCAGACUAAAGACGGCGCUGAAAUCGGACGAACGAGUCAGGCUGACGAAGGAGAUCGUCAUGGGAAUAGAAGUGAUCAAGAUGUAUACUUGGGAGGAACCGUUUCGGAGGCUAAUAGAUGAUGUUAGGAGGCAAGAAAUCCACAACAUCAAGAUGACGUCGUAUAUCCGCGGCGUGAUAAUGUCGUUCAUAAUGUUUACGUCCCGGUUCGCCAUCUUCGUGACGGCGCUGGUGUUCGCCGGCACGGCGCCGCGCGUCACCGUCGAGACUGUCUUCUUUAUCACCUGCUACUACAACAUCAUCAAGCAAACCAUGACGCUGUUCUUUCCACAGGGCGUUGGACAGAUAGCGGAAAUGAACGUUGCCGUACAGAGGAUACGAGACUACUUGAUAAGUGAAGAAUGCCAUUUCCCUCCAAAAACGUUUCAGCCGAGUGGAGGAGCUCCCGAAACUAGCAAAAAACGUGUGACAAUCGUUGUCGAUCCGAAAGUACCUGCUCGCACGCCAGCGCCACCCGUCAACCAGGCUAGCACCUCAAACAUUGAAGCUAACGAUAAACAUCAAUCAUUGGAUAAAGACAAGGUGAUGGUAAACUUCGAGGGCGCCUCAAGCAGCUGGAUAAAGUCGAGCGACCAGUAUGAUGCAGAAGACAUUAAUCUUCAGAUCUUUCCUUGUUCGUUGACGACGAUAAUCGGCGCAGUGGGGUCGGGCAAGUCGACGCUGCUACACAUGAUCCUGGGGGAGCUGCCAUGCCGCGCCGGCUCGCUGACUAUUGCCGGCUCCGUCAGCUACGCCAGCCAGGAGCCCUGGAUGUUCGUCGGAUCGGUGCGCCAGAAUAUUUUAUUUGGCCAGCCGUUUGUAAAGACCCGCUACAUGGAGGUGUGCAAAGUGUGCGCGCUCGAGAGGGACAUCUCGCUGUUCCCCCACGGAGACAAGACUAUUGUUGGCGAGCGCGGCGUGUCCCUGAGCGGCGGGCAGCGCGCGAGGAUCAACUUGGCCAGAGCCAUUUAUAAAGACGCGGAUAUAUACUUAUUGGAUGACCCACUUUCAGCGGUGGAUACUCAAGUUGCUAAACACAUAUUUGAGAAAUGUAUAAAAAGGUACUUGGCAAAUAAAACCGUCGUUUUAGUAACUCAUCAAAUUCAAUUUAUCAAGUCUGUGGACAAAAUAGUAAUAAUGGACAAAAGCAAGAUACUCGUAGAAGGGGCUCUCAAAAAUUUGAACAAGCAGGAAUUGAGCCUGAUCCGCGUGAUGACGGACAAGGUGCGGGAGGUGCACGAGGAGGAGCCGGGCGCCGGCGCGGUGCCCUCGGUCGCGCAGCCCAGCGCCUUCAGCGCCUUCCGCAAGCACUGGUCCCUGCUGCUGGACGACAAGCAAGCGGAUCAAAAGCCAGAAGUAGAAGCUCAAACACAAGGGAGAGUGAAAGGUUCCGUAUACAAAGAGUACUUCUUGGCCGGCGCGGCGUGCCCGUACGCGUCAGCUGUCGCGUUCAUGUUCCUGUUUGCGCAACUCUGUGCCAGCGCUAGCGACUUCUGGCUCAGCCAAUGGAGCAACGCUGAAGACCGCUUGACUGGUGAUACCACCGUUGACAACAUUAUUUGGUCAGAGAUCGGCUUGAGCCGUCAGUUCUUUGUGUUGAUAUUUGGAAUCCUCACUUUGGCUACUGUGAUUGUCGCUUUGCUAAGAGCGUGCAUGUUUUUUUCGCUGUGCAUGAUGUCGUCUAUAAGACUGCAUGAUAAAAUGUUCGAAUGUAUUUCCCGGUCACCUAUGAGUUUUUUCCACGCGAAUCCAUCAGGAAGAAUUCUAAACAGAUUCAGCAAAGAUUUGGGGGCGGUGGACGAAUUACUACCACAAGCUAUGAUUGAUUGCUUUCAAAUAAUCUUAAAUUUGAUCGGUGUCAUCGUCGUCAUCCUCGUGACUGACAUCACUCUACUGAUUCCAAUAACAGCUGCCAUCAUGAUAUUUUAUAUAUUAAGAGUAAUUUACAUCCGAACGAGCGGCGCAGUAAAGCGCCUCGAAGGCAUCACGCGCAGCCCCGUGUUCGGGCACCUGACGGCCACGGUGCAGGGGCUGAGCACGGUGCGCGCGUUUGGCGCGGAGGCGCUGCUGGCGGCCGAGUUCGACCGCCACCAGGACCUGCACAGCGCCGCCUGGUACCUCUUCAUCACCUGCAGCCGCGCUUUCGGAUACUUCCUCGAUAUCAUCUGUCUGCUCUUCAUCGUUUGUGUCACUUUCGGUUGUAUCAUGAAAACUGACAUAGAUGCAAGUGCGGUGGGACUGGCGAUCACGCAGUCGAUAUCUCUGACUGGCAUCUUCCAGUGGGGCAUGCGCCAGUCCGCCGAGAUGGAGAACCAGAUGACCAGUGAGCGAGUGCUGGAGUACACUAACCUCACACAGGAAUCCGCUUUGAGAGCCGAAGAAAACGCUAAACCUCUUCCCGACUGGCCACCCGAGGGCGCCAUUCACUUCGACCAGCUGAGCCUGAGGUACACGCCGGAGGGCCAUUACGUGCUGCAUAAACUGGACUUCAACGUAGAACCGCACGAAAAGAUCGGGAUCGUGGGCAGAACUGGCGCCGGGAAGUCAUCCAUCAUCCAGGCCCUGUUCCGGCUCGCGUAUUUAGAAGGAGUGAUCAGCAUCGAUGGUGUCAACAUAUCUUCUAUCGGCCUCCACGAUUUGAGGGAAAAAAUAUCCAUCAUUCCGCAAGAGCCAGUAUUGUUCAGUGGUACCAUGCGAAAAAACUUGGAUCCGUUUGGCGAAUACACUGACGAUACCUUGAUGAGCGCGUUGAGCAAAGUGGAGCUUAUUUCUGAAGGCGAGGACCCAGUGCAUGCACCAGAUGCGCUGGACAAGAUAGUAGCGGAAGGCGGUUGCAACAUGAGCGUGGGGUCGCGGCAGCUGGUGUGCCUCGCGCGCGCCAUCGUGCGCGCCAACCGCGUGCUGAUGCUGGACGAGGCCACGGCCAACGUGGACCCGGCCACCGACGCGCUCGUGCAGGCCGCCAUCCGCACGCACUUCCGCCGCUGCACCGUGCUCACCAUCGCGCACCGGCUCAACACUGUCAUCGACUCCGACAAGAUAUUGGUGUUGGACGCCGGGCGGCUGGUGGAGUUCGCGGCGCCGCACCUGCUGCUGCAGAACGCGAAGGGCGCCUUCAGCCGCAUGGUGGAGCAGACCGGCGGCGCCAUGGCCGCGGCGCUGCGCAAGGCGGCACGGGAGGCUUACAAGAAGACGCAAGAAUGAAUGAAACCUCAUCUUCCUUUAAAAUAUAUAUUUAAAACAUUAUUUAUAAUAAAUAUAAUAAUAUACUAUUAUAUCAACUUAGUUACAUUUCAA